Messenger RNA from Funneliformis caledonium, 456 nucleotides. NCBI's taxonomy places the organism in Eukaryota, Fungi, Glomeromycota, Glomeromycetes, Glomerales, Glomeraceae. The record is from the annotation of a GenBank genome assembly.
AAAAGAAUUUAUCUUCCUCUAGAAGUCUGUGAAAUUAUACCAGACCAACCUUUCAGAGGCAAUAUCAGCGAUAAUGCUCGCGCUGAAAUGAUUAAGCAUACUUGUGUCAAACCCGCUGAUCGUUUCAGAACUAUUGAUGAUUCAUUUCGAAAUUUCUUUCGUUAUGAUCAAAAUGAGCAUCUGAAAUCGAUUAAUAUGAAUAUUGAUAUUAACACAAAGGUGAUAGUUGAAGGACGUCGUCUUCCUCCUGUAAACUUGAAAUUUCGUGAAAGUAAAGGUCAGCAAGCUCCGGUUCCGGUUGAAGUAGCAGAUGCACGCUGGAAUUACGUAAAUCGAAAAUUUCUUGAUCCCAAGAAGAUAGUUAAUUGGUCCGUAUUAUUAUUGACCAGAGAUCAUCCGAAAAUGGCUGAAGAUUUUAUGCGAAAAUUUCGCGAUGUACUAAUUAAUAAGGGAAUG